Rhinichthys klamathensis goyatoka is the source of this 1643-nucleotide messenger RNA. Its product is annotated as glucagon-like peptide 2 receptor. The record is from RefSeq and is a predicted model, not a curated record. NCBI's taxonomy places the organism in Eukaryota, Metazoa, Chordata, Actinopteri, Cypriniformes, Leuciscidae. Gene Ontology annotation, molecular function: glucagon receptor activity; peptide hormone binding. The transcript is spliced from 13 exons. Gene Ontology annotation, biological process: adenylate cyclase-modulating G protein-coupled receptor signaling pathway; cell surface receptor signaling pathway. Gene Ontology annotation, cellular component: plasma membrane. The coding region runs from base 1 to 1536 and encodes 511 amino acids.
AUGCUGAUGGAGCUUGUGCUGCGCUCUUCCCUCACGGCGCUUCUCUACAGCUCUCAGGUCAUGGGCUCCAUGCUGGACGAUCUGAUCUAUAAACGCGGGGAAUAUCAGGAGAACUGCACACGGUUCCUGAAAGCCACUUUGCCGACUGGAACUGGAAUCUUCUGCAACGGGACAUUUGACGUGUUUGCGUGCUGGCCUCACUCAUCUCCCGGGAUCGUGUCCGUCCCCUGUCCUCCGUAUCUCCCGUGGAUCCGAGAAGGAGCGGCUGGAAGCGUGUAUAAGGAAUGCAUGAUCACCGGCGCCUGGAAAACUGAGGAGAACUCCAGCAGCGUCUGGAGAAACCAGUCCGAGUGCGAAAACCAUUAUUUUUUCAAGUCUGAGGAGGAGGAGGUGUUUCGGCAGUCUGUGCUGCGAGUCUUGUCCAUCGUCGGAUACUCGCUGUCGUUCUCUUCUCUCUGCUUGGCUGUUCUGAUCAUGAGUCUCCUGAGGAAGCUUCACUGUACGAGGAACUACAUCCACAUGAAUCUCUUUGUAUCGUUCAUAUUUAGAGCGACAGCCGUAAUUACCAAAGAGGUUAUAUUACAAGUCACGUAUACCAACCUUCCCAGGGAUGAACUGGGAUGGAACAGCUACACAAAAUCUGCGAUUUCUUUCCUCUGCAAGGCCUCAAAGGUGUCGCUGGAAUAUUUUGUGGGCUGUAAUUACUUCUGGCUUCUAGUGGAGGCGAUCUUCCUGCACACGCUCCUGUUCACGGCGGUGCUGACCCGCAAGAGGCUCCUGAAGAAGUACAUGCUCAUCGGAUGGGGAACUCCAUUAUUGUUCGUGAUUCCCUGGACCGUAACCAAAACUUUGUAUGAAAAUAAAAGCUGUUGGUUAAAUAAUAUCCGAUGGAUCUGGUGGAUAAUCAGAGGCCCGAUAACACUGUCAGUGAUCGUCAUUUUCUGCAUUUUCCUCAAAAUCAUCCGACUUUUGCUGUCCAAGUUAAAGGCCGACCAGGUGAAGUUCACGGACUACCGUUACAGUUUAGCCAGAGCAACGCUCGUGUUGAUUCCUCUGCUCGGGAUCCACGAGAUCGUCUUCACCAUCAUCAUCGACGAAUCAGUGGAAGGAAGCAACCGAUACGCUCGAAACUUCGUCCAUCUGACCCUGAGCUCGUUCCAGGGGCUGCUGGUUGCAGUGCUGUACUGCUUCGCAAACGGAGAGGUCCAGGCUGAGCUGAGGAAGCGCUGGCAGCUGUUCCUGUCUUCCAAUCACUGCGAGGUCCACAACUGCUUCGCGGACAUCCACCCCAAACACCUGUGGAAGUGUUCGCAAAAGAGUUCAGGACUAAACCAAGAGCAGAGCCAAUCCAACGAGGACAGAGGCCACGCCCCCUCACAGGUGCAUCCACAGUUGACCGACCAAUCAGCAGAGGACCUGGCCUGUGGGCGGAGCUUAGGCCUGGAGUUCUACAUGAGGAAGAGUUUGUCCAGCAGCGACGGGGAAAUGACUUUAGGAGAGACUAUGGAGGAGAUCAUCGAGGAGAGCGAGUUCUGAGACUCGUUUUUAUAUAAAUAUGUAAUUAGGGAUGUAUAUUUCCAAUCUUUAAACCACUGUAAAUUAUUCAAGGUUGUUUACGCCACAGAAUAAAAAAAAGUAAUUGU